GACGAUUUCGACUACUACGGAGCCGCGGAUCUAGAGCUGCCGAGCUUGCCCUCCGCGCUGUCGGUGCGGCCGGCGCGGGGCGAGCCAGCGGCGGAGAUGGCCGCCGUGGGCGGCGCGGGCGCGAAGGCGUGGAUCGGCGUCCGGAUCGCUGGCGGGUUCGUGGCGCCCCUGCUGCAGGUGGUGCGCGGCGGCGGCGGCAG
Prorocentrum cordatum is the source of this 200-nucleotide messenger RNA. NCBI's taxonomy places the organism in Eukaryota, Dinophyceae, Prorocentrales, Prorocentraceae. The record is from the annotation of a GenBank genome assembly.